Molecule: messenger RNA, 514 nt
Organism: Nezara viridula (southern green stink bug)
Lineage: Eukaryota; Metazoa; Arthropoda; Insecta; Hemiptera; Pentatomidae
Source: the annotation of a GenBank genome assembly
GAGGAGAUGUAAUGGGACGAAAAGUUAUAUAAAGGAUCCUCAACAAGAGAUAAGGAAGUUUUUCGAUAAAGAUGAAGGUGCUAUUGAUCACUUUGUUUCUGAUGGGAUUCAUCUGCUCAGUGUUACCAGCGCCGGUAGACCUGAGGGAAGUGGCGGAGACCUUGAAGGACGUCCUCUUCGACGCCGUGUUCCCCAAGAAGCAGUCGGAAUCUGAACAAACCGGGGUAAGAAAACCUGAAGACAUGCCUGAAGGUGCAUUUGAACACCUAUUUAGAGGAAAUUCGGGACCUCAAUACCCUCCGCACAAGACUGAAGACGAACCUUAUUACUACUGAAGAUUCAUCGGAAGAUGGAAAUAACGCAAGAGCUGUCGUAACAAUGUUGCGCAGUCUCGUAGGUGUAUAAAUGAACAGCAACAUUAUUUUUCUAAUAAUAGAAAAUACAAUAAAUAGAUAAUAUAAAAAAUUGUUAUAAAAAAUCUUAUGUAAAAAACAAUAAACUAUUUAAACAGUGC